Messenger RNA from Clonostachys solani, 831 nucleotides. The record is from the annotation of a GenBank genome assembly. Lineage: Eukaryota; Fungi; Ascomycota; Sordariomycetes; Hypocreales; Bionectriaceae.
CUGUUUAUUGACGCUGGAAAGCUGCGAUUCGGACAAGAGGGCGAGGUCAUUGUCGAUAUGAUCACCCAGGAUGACUGCUCUGUGGCCAGGGCCGUAGAGGCAAUUACUGCCCUGACCUCUGCGGCAGCAUCUGCGGCAGCCAAUUCGUCUCCCGAUGACCCCUUUGAUGACCCUUUGUAUUACCACGCCGACAAUGUCGCGCUCACCAUUCAUGGCUUGUCAAGACGCCUCCGACACGACCAACAAUCCAAGCUCAUUGACUUUUGCGUCCAGCUCCAGCAACAAACUGUGUCCGACCCCGCAAGGACCGGGAUAUUAAAGGAUUCAUAUCGUUUAAGCUUCUGGACACAUAUGCCUGAAAUAAGCAUUAAAAUUGCGGAUUAUUAUACUAUAGGUACGGAUGUUGGAGAUGUUGAAGACGAUGGCCACCAGUUGGAAAACUUCACAGCCUGGCUCGCCCGACUCUCGGAAAUGGAGUUUCUCGCCUUCAGAAAGGGCAUCACUUGGAGUCUUCCCGCCCUAACAUGUAUAUUCCAGAAAAAGUACCAAGCUACAGGGGAGGACGUGCGAGUUAUGUGCAUGUGGUUUAUCUAUGCGCCCAUGAAGGUUUGGUCAGAUGCUCAGAUGCGCCGCGCGCAAAAGAUUGGCCUGGCUCGGAAAAAGGAAAGUUUUGAUCCCGAGCAUUGGCCGAAAUGGAAGCAGUUCUUGCAAGACUGCCAGGGCUCAUCAUCAGAAGAGCUCGUGGAUAAGUACACACAGGAGCUCAUUGGGCUUGCUCUGAAAAGCAUAGAGAAGCUCGAGGGUCAACAUCUAAAUAUAAAUAAAGGUUAA